Ictalurus furcatus (blue catfish) is the source of this 5410-nucleotide messenger RNA. It is a transcript of the gene furinb, whose product is annotated as furin (paired basic amino acid cleaving enzyme) b. The transcript is spliced from 16 exons. Gene Ontology annotation, cellular component: trans-Golgi network; Golgi membrane. The record is from RefSeq and is a predicted model, not a curated record. Gene Ontology annotation, molecular function: serine-type endopeptidase activity. NCBI's taxonomy places the organism in Eukaryota, Metazoa, Chordata, Actinopteri, Siluriformes, Ictaluridae. Bases 822 to 3308 code for a protein of 828 amino acids. Gene Ontology annotation, biological process: peptide hormone processing.
AAAGAAUGGAGUGUGGAUUCGUUGCUGAUCCUGCACUGUUAACGUGCACGGUGUCGUCUGUAACGUGAACAGUCUUGAUACAGUUUUGAAAAUGAAUUUGCGUUAGGGGCACGCCAUGCCGUGAGUCCACAGAAAGGAACGGCUGCAGAGGAUUAGAAGGAAUAAAGCAGUAGUGAAAGUUUGCUCUCCAGGCUGCUGGAUCUUUUGGAACGCGAUGCUGAGUUCGGGCUCGUAACGCACGCGCGUGGAGGUUUCCCGGUUCCGUUUCAGAUGCGCGUUUCGAUCUGACGUGUCACAGAGAGAAUCUUCCGGCGGACCAGCGUAGUCAUGGAAUAGGAGAAAUAUGACUCUGAGAUCGGAAUUUUCCGCCGUGAAUAACGGACUGACAGCUUGAUUAUGCCGGCCGCUUCUGUAGGAGGAGCAGUGUUUUGUUGAGGCGCGUGGACACGCGCCAGUGAGUAAUGUAUUGCCGCGCGUGCCAGGGAAGGUGUGACCGUUGGUAUUUAAAAAUAAGUUAGUCAGUGUGAGCUGCUGAAAACGCCUCGGGAUACUUUGUUAUAUUGUUGUUCCGAUAACGACAUUGUUCUUACACCAGAGACAUAUAGUAUACACGCUUCACUGGGUGUUAGCACAACUCACUGACUUUCUCAGUGGCUUCAUUUUUUUUUCUUUAAACAAAGGAAAUUGGACGCGGACAUGUUUUUAACUCGUUUUGAAGACGCAAAGGGUCUCGACACAUUUCCAUUUGGCCCAUGUAAUCCAGAGUGACAGAUUCUCUCAGAAACACACAUAGAGUGCUCAGACCUGCUGUAGUGACGUUAAUGGAGGUCCGUUGGCUCCUACUGCAGCUCAGAACCAGCCUGCUGCUCCUGAGCAUGAUGGUACAAUCUGCAUCCAGCCGAGGCGUAUACACCAAUUCAUGGGCCAUUCACAUCCAUGGAGGCAAGGAGGAGGCCCAGCGUAUCGCCCACAAGCACAACUUCAUCAACCACGGCAAUGUGUUUGGGGACUAUUAUCACUUUCAGCACAGGGGAGUUGUGAAGAGGUCUCUGUCUGGCCACCAUGGGGUUCAUGUCCGUUUGCUCAGCGAACCACAGGUGGUUUGGGCAGAACAGCAGGUUGCCAAGCAGAGAAGAAAGAGGGAUAUUUACAGCGAACCUACAGACCCAAAGUUCCCCCAGCAGUGGUACCUAUACAACCCCAGUCGGCGAGACCUGCAGGUGAAAGAAGCCUGGGCUCAGGGUUUCACAGGGAGGGGAGUUGUCAUUACCAUCCUGGAUGAUGGCAUUGAAAAAGAUCACCCAGACCUGAUACAGAAUUAUGAUCCAGAUGCAAGUUAUGAUGUGAAUGACAGAGAUUCUGACCCACAACCGAGAUAUACACAACUGAAUGACAACAGACAUGGGACUCGCUGUGCUGGAGAGGUGGCUGCUGCAGUGAACAAUGGUGUCUGUGGAGUAGGUGUGGCCUACAAUGCCAAAAUUGGAGGUGUGCGUAUGUUGGAUGGCGAGGUGACAGAUGUGGUGGAAGCUCAGUCUCUAAGCAUCAACAAUCAACACAUCCAUAUUUACAGUGCCAGCUGGGGCCCAGAGGAUGAUGGGAAGACGGUGGAUGGCCCUGCCAAACUGGCUAAGGAGGCUUUUCUGCAAGGUGUCACUGAGGGUCGAGGCGGUCUGGGCUCUAUUUUUGUGUGGGCAUCAGGUAAUGGUGGCCGGGAGAAGGACAGCUGUAACUGUGAUGGAUACACCAACAGCAUCUACACGUUGUCCAUUAGCAGCACGACUCAAUAUGGCAAUGUGCCAUGGUACAGCGAGGCCUGCUCCUCCACACUCGCUACCACCUACAGCAGUGGCAACCUCAACGAAAAACAGAUUGUGACAACCGAUCUAAGGAACAAGUGCACGGACUCACACACUGGCACGUCUGCUUCAGCCCCUCUGGCUGCAGGCAUUAUUGCUCUCGCCCUGGAAGCUAAUAUGAAUUUGACCUGGAGGGACAUGCAACACCUGGUGAUUAGAGCAGCACGUCCCGCCCACCUCAUCACAAACGAUUGGAGGACCAAUGGAGUGGGCCGCUUAGUGAGCCACUCAUAUGGCUAUGGUUUGCUAGAUGCAAGUGCCAUGGUGGCAUUGGCCCAGAACUGGACCAGUGUGGGGCCACAACACAAGUGUGUUAUCGACAUGCUGACUGAACCCAGGGAUGUGAGGAACCAUCUGGUGUUUAGUAAGAGUGUGGAUGCCUGUUUAGGACAGCCUGAAUUUGUGAGCUCACUGGAGCAUGUGCAGGCCAGACUCACACUUUCAUACACACACAGAGGGAACCUGGCCAUCAACCUCUUCAGCCCUCUGGGGACCCGGUCUACACUGCUAGCUCCCAGGCCCCAGGACAACUCACCAGAGGGUUUCAAUGACUGGGCCUUCAUGACCACACAUGCAUGGGAUGAGGACCCACAAGGAGAGUGGACACUGGAAAUAGAGAAUGUGGCUGGGCUUAAUGAUAAUGGUGUUCUUUCACAGUUCACACUAAUCCUAUAUGGAACCGGCUCCAGUGCUGUGGACCCUUCUGCUUCAGAUUUCAGCCGGCCUUCCAACAACAGCUGUAAAACAUUUGAUGCCCAGCAGAUAUGCAUUGAGUGCAGUGCUGGUUUGUGGCUCUUUCUACAAGGCUGUGUGAAGUCCUGUCCUCCAGGUUUCACACCCGGACUGCAGCUCCUCAACCUCUCUCUGGAGAACUGGGUGGAGCAAUCCUCAGUGCAAGCGUGUCUGGUCUGCCACCCUGCAUGUCUGACGUGCUCUGGGCCUGAUGAGGCCGAGUGCCUGUCUUGCCCACCCCAUAGCCACCUAGUGGGCACGUCAUGUCUUCAUCAGAACCAGGUGCAGCGCAAAUCUCCCAUCAGCUCAGUGCUCCACAGUGAAGGAGUGGAGGAAGCAGACUCAGAGACGCCCAAAGUGGAGACAUCCUCACAUCUGCCUGUACUUGUGGCCGUGCUGAGCUGUGCCUUCAUUCUGGCUACAUUUGCAGCUAUUUUUGUGCUACUGCAGCUGCAUUCAGGAGCAGCCAGCACCCCUUUCUGUAGGAGGACCAAACUACAGGUGACAGACUCGAUCAGCAGAGGUGUGCGGGUCGGAUUCGGCUUUGGCUUCGGAUUGGGUCGGGAUUUGACUAACAGCAGGGUGUUGUACCGAGGGAUUCCCACUGUGUGGGGGGACGAGGACAUUGCAAGUGGUCUGAACUUGGAAUCAGAGAAUGAAGAACUGGACUGCCACAAUGAAAAGACAGCUUUUAUACAGACACAGAGUGGUCUCUAACGCUCCCAGUGACCCAUGUCCUGCUUUUCACAUGCCUCAGUCUUCCUCUCCCAGGGCUAGUGAGCUGAUUUAACCAAUUUUUUUCUUUUCAUCUCUCCCACCUUGUGCAUUGUAGUCAGUCCACCAGAUUGGAGUUGAGAAACGAGCCUGCCUCACUUCAGGCCCUGCGAUGUUUGGACUCUUCUAAGAGAGCGCACACACACACACACACACAAAGGCAGACAGCUGUGUGUGUGUUCAGGAGGGAGAUACAGAGCUGUGGCAUGAGUCAUUCUUGUGGUUGGAUUUAAAUCUCUGAUGACUCCCAGCAGGAUAGAUUGGCUCCACUAGUCUGGAAGAUCCCUUUAUUUUAAAUUUAUUUUGAAUCCCUUUAUGUUGCAUUCUCAGUAGUGGUUUGAGUCAUGAGAUUUAAACUGCAAAUUAAGAUCAGUGUGUGUGAGUAUGAAUGCUAAUGUUUUAUUUAGAGCUGAAAAGGGCUGAAUUUACUCCAGUUGGCCUUUUAUUAUCAGUAUCUAGACUGAAUUUAUGCACAAGAAUUUUUGAUUAGCCAGUGACCACUGCAUAAAGCCCACACAUACACAGUUUUAUCAUCAAUGCAUUAUAUGCCAAAACUUGCUAAUUAGUCUCUCUCGUUCUCUUUGUGUCAGUAAGUUUGUUACAUUCCAAUAUUUGUGAUGGCUAUUGCUUAAAGUGAUCUCAAUAAGAAUUCAGAUUAUUCCAGAAGGUUGCUUGGAUCAUUCUGAAAACAAUAGAGGUAGAUAGGAGACACAUUUGAGAAUAACAGACUCAAAGAGAGUCUGAGUAAGCCCUUAAGCAAUAUGCAAGAAUCCCAACCCAAAGGGAGAGCCAAAUAUUGUUGUAAUGUUGUCCAUGCACUAGCCGGUCUGCUGCAAGUCUUCAGUUUACCAAAUGGAAGUGUGCUGAACAUUCAAAUUCAGCAUCCAUUAUAAUGAAGCUGGUUGAAUUAAGCUGUAGUUUGGAUAAUGCUGUAGAAAUUAUUAUAAGAGGAAAACUUGGAUGUGCAUGUAGUUCCAGCCUUUAUUUGGGCUUCACCAACACAAACCAAACACAGUGAAAUGGAAAGCUAAUGAUUAACAAAAGCAGUAGAUUGUAUAUGCACUGAAACACCAUGGGAAAACAGAGGCAUGGGUCAGUUUUCACAUAGUUUCACAAAUAUUUUCAUGUAGAUCAACUGUCUGAGAAAUAAGUUCUAGCAUUGUCCAAUUUAAGGUAUCCAUACAGUGGUAGGAUUUAAUUAAAUUAAAAUGUCAUCAUCCAUUAUAUGCCUAUAUUUAUCAAGUUUGGCCGGUUCCAGUCCUAGGGUCCAGCACAGUUUCCUGCUCAUAGACACCCGAUUUAAAUUCAGUAAUUAAUUGCCAAGUUUAGUAGAAAUGUGAGAGAGAUCACCAAACUGUGCUGAAUUCUAGACUGUGCUAUAGCACUGCUGGUGCUAUAUCAGCAUUUCACAACUCCUAAAGAUCCAAUCCCUGGCCCUUUCGAGUUGAAUAAUCUGGAUAAACACACCUAACAUGACUCCUCAGCUAACUGUUAGGCCAGUCAUGAGUUAGGUCAAGUAUGUUGAGUGUUAGUUAACCUUAAUACCAUGCAGGGCAGAACAACUUUGAUCUAGAUCAACCUAAGCAAGAAACUUGCUAUGGAUAAAUUGGCUUGGAACGUCUGGGAGUUGAAAUAACCUUGUAUAAUGAGUUUUCUCUUUUCUCAUGCACUGGGCAGAGUAAUUUUCUUUGCCCCAAAGGAAGUUUUAUUGAUUUUGAGGUUUGAUGCACUGAAAGCUGUCAGAACCAGUGUGGUAAGGGGCUCAAGAGAGUGUUUGGCAUUUGUUAUGAACAAAGAUCAAUGUAAGCUCUGUGAUUGGCUCUCUGUGUUCCAAGCUUUGGAUUUUGUUAUAGUGUAUUUGCAGUAAACAAUAUGAACCCCCAUGGUGGAAAUGCCACUCAUGUUCAGCACUAGUAAUUCUUCGGUUUCAGAAAUAAUAGGUAUGAAGAGCAAUGAGUUCCAUCCUUCAAUCACGUGUUCAUAAUUUAAAAGAUGUUGGUUAUCUUAUUAAAUUAAUUUUAAUUAAAUUCCCUCUGGUCACUCUG